UUGUGGCUACUUUGAUAACAAAAACGGUAUACAGAAUUAAACGUUUAAUAUAAAAGUGAUGCAGAACUAAAACUAAAACAGCGUUACUUCUUUAUAUGGUUAAGCUGCGCUAUAGUCUAAGCUGUUGUGCAUAUAAAUAGGUGUAUAGCAUUUUGAACUAAAUUUAUGCUCUUUUGACAAACGUUGAUUGGAUCCAACUUGAACUAUUUAGCUUUAAGGGCAGCAGGGAUGAUUUCUGGUGAGUAUUUAUGACAGAGGUUACAAGGGGGCGGGAUUAGUGCGAUUCUAGAAAUCACUUUGCGCAGCGCAUCUGUACCGUCAAACCCGCGUCUGUUUUUGCCAACUGUCCGACAGAUCCGGUGAUUUAUCUUCACAUCCUUUAGCUUUUUUUUUUUCCUUUUCUUUUUUUGUUUCAGCUCGUCUUAAAGAUAGCUCUUUUAUUUUGCUGUGGCAAUAGAUGGAUAUUACGAUCCAUUUAUUACACAUCAGAGAAGCAGUCUGAGAGUUGAUAGAGAGAAUGUCUCAGGUUGAAGAACCUCCCACUGAAGGAGAAGGAAGCCCCCAGAUGGUCUCCUUAAGAUCUGAUGUAUCUGGGAGCCAUGCAGACGAUGGAGAAGUGGGACCCUCUAUAAAGAGGAAAAGGAGGAAGAAGAAGGAGCCACGUCCAGAAUCUAUCAUUGUGUACCGUACUGAGACGGAGAGGGCGCCGGGAGAGGACCAAGGCGGUGAGGAGGGAGCAGAGAGGAGCAUUGAAGAAGGAGCAAAGUUCCUCUGCACACCCACAGGCGAAGGAGAGGGCUGGAAUCUUCCUCCGGACAGCCGGUAUGUGACCCUGACUGGAACCAUCACGCGAGGCAAGAAGAAGGGUCAGGUGGUUGACAUACACGUCACUUUGACACAAAAGGAACUCAGGGAACUUGCCAAGUCAAAGGAGCGUCUUAAUGCAGAGUGUGAGGCGGAUGAGAACUCCAAACGCAACUGUACCUUAGGUGUGUGCCACGGACCCCACGUUGUCCUGUGGAGCCUCUCGUGCGCUCCUGUGAUUUUCAUCCUCUCCUUCAUCACGUCCUUCUACUAUGGCACACUCACCUGGUACAAUGUCUUCUUGGUGUAUAAUGAAGAGCGGACGUUCUGGCACAAGAUAACAAUAUGCCCCUUUCUUAUCAUCUUCUACCCCAUGCUCAUCAUGCCCAUGGCGGUGCUGCUGGCUCUGUACUCCGCAGUGGUGCAGGUGUCCUGGGCCUUCGGCGAGUGGUGGCAGGCGGUGCGAGACAUGGAAAAAGGUUUCUGUGGUUGGGCCUGUGGUAAACUAGGACUCGAGGACUGUUCACCCUACAGCGUAGUGGAACUCCUUGAUUCAGACACGGUUUCUGGCUCUCUGCAGAGCAAGGCGCCCAGUGAACACGCUCAGACAUCAUCAGUUUAAAAGAGGGGAUGCUGAAGUCAUUGCACAUAUUCCUACUGGUUUCAAAGGUUUUUUUGAAACAAAAACAGAAUGUUGAAGACACAACAGACGGAGUUUGAAGAUUAUUUUUCUGAUUUUGAUUCUUAUUAGAUCUUGUUUAUGAUCUAAGCAGAAAAUGAAUGACGAGAACUCAUUCAUUUUUUUAGGUAUUUAAAAGCUACACAUUUACACUUUCCUGCAAAUGAUAACUUAUUAAACACUGCCUCAACUCUUCUAAGAUAUUUUUAGCAGAGUUUCUACAAAGGUAAAUCAUUAUUGCACUUAGGCAUGGGAGUUUAAAAAAAAAUCUGUUUUAAUAUUUAUAUUUUCUUCACAGACUUCCACAGGUCACUAAAAAGUCACUGGUAAUAACUGGAUUACUUGGAACCUUUGAAAAGAUAGCUUCAAUUAACACAGCUAAGCUGUGAAUGCUGAAACGCACUACUUUAGACCAAGUUUCACUCAAUCUGUAAAUAUCUACUUAAAUGUUCGUCAUUUCCUUCUUCUGCAUCACAUUUUGCUGUAAUUUAGCAAAGUUGUAUAGUUUGUGAAGUUACCAAAAAAACUGAAGUUGGAGUUGGGAUGAGGCUCGAUUGAUCACGAGUACAACUUUGACUGCAACUAUAUGUUCUGUGAAGGAGCUGUUGUCAAUAUACACUUUAUUUAUUAAUUGUUUUGAUCAUUGCCAUGAAGCAACAUUGAGUUGGUGCAUCUCAUUAAAUCCAACUCGUGUUUUCUGUCUUUAGUACCAUAGCCAUUUGGUAGAGCAUAAUAAUGUUUAUCAAUUAUUUAUCAUUUGGUUCAGCACUAUUUUGUUGCCAUUAAAACAUAAUUUUAAUGCUCUGAGUUUUUUUCCCCACAGUGAUGAUGUGCACAACAUACAGUGUAUUGUAUUCAUCUAAAGUAAACUGACUCGUGCAUUCAUAUACAUUUUAUUAUUCUCGAACAAGAAAAAUAACAGGAUCACACAAAACCUAUGAUAGAUGAAUAUAAACCUGAAUUAAUUUGUUGAUGUGUAGAUGACUGGGACAUACUGCAACACCUCCAAGUAUUAUCAGUUACAAACAGUGAAGGAUGUGAUAAUUAUUAAUUGCAUCACAAUUCAUCAGAGUUUUUUAAAACUUGAAAUCAGCCACUGAAAAUGAAAAGGUCAUUGUACCGCAUGCAAUGACCUUUGUUGGAAAAGAAAAAAAAUGCUUUUGGUUACCUUUUUUUUGUUGAUAAUUUUGUCACUUUAAACAUAUCACAUCAUUUUUGUUGUAAAUAAAAUACAUUGUUACACAUCCAGUAUUUGCAGUUUGUUAAAGGAAACCUGUACUGGAAAACAUGGCAUGUAAACUGUCUGUGUUGAAUACAAUGUCUGAACAGUUUUAAAAAUGUAUUUAUUUAUUCCUCAGCGUGUAUUUAACCCUUGCAAGGCACUAAGGCUCAUGUCAAAAUGACUCAAGCCAGAGCGAAGGCCCUCAGUUCCUCAGAGGGUUUGCUUAUCCCUUAGUGCCUUGAGAGGGCUACGUUUUCAUCGCUGUUUGUAAUUAAGGACAUAUGGUGAACUUGGCUCUUGUAUUGCAGGAAGAAGAAAAAUCAGAACACAAAAUACAGUAUUUGUCUAUUAUUUGCAU
Molecule: messenger RNA, 3063 nt
Organism: Cololabis saira (Pacific saury)
Lineage: Eukaryota; Metazoa; Chordata; Actinopteri; Beloniformes; Belonidae
Gene: tmem169b
Product: transmembrane protein 169b
Exons: 3
Coding region: 518-1426 (302 amino acids)
Source: RefSeq, a predicted model, not a curated record